Molecule: messenger RNA, 1980 nt
Organism: Misgurnus anguillicaudatus (oriental weatherfish)
Lineage: Eukaryota; Metazoa; Chordata; Actinopteri; Cypriniformes; Cobitidae
Molecular function (GO): GTP binding
Source: RefSeq, a predicted model, not a curated record
AGAUCUGAAAAUCCCAAUGUCAAAUGAGUUCUGUAAAAUUCUUAAUAACAGUAAAUCAAUAAAAGGACCCACCACAAGAUAUAUACUCCAAACAACAAAGCUAACUGAGCAAACGUUACUGAGAAAAGAAAGAAUUGGAGAAAAGGAUGAUACAAAACCUUGUAAGAUCAUACUGCUGGUUGGAGAAACAGGAACAGGAAAGACCACUCUCAUCAAUGCAAUGGUCAAUUACAUCAUGGGUGUCAGAUGGGAACACAGAAUUUGGCUGGAGAUCAGUGAUGUUCUUGAUGGGAAAUCUCAGACAGCAGCAGUCACAGUUUAUGAGAUUUUUGCACGAGACAGUCCAUUCUCCCUCACCAUUAUUGACACACCUGGAUUUGGUAACACACAGGGCCGUGAAAAAGACAAACUCAUCGCUGAAGCUUUACAGCAGUUGUUUAGAUCCAUAGAUGGGAUUCAUGAAAUUCAUACAGUGUGUCUUGUGCUAAAGGCAUCAGAGUCUCGACUCCAUGAGAGACAACGAUACAUUCAAGAUGAAAUUAUGUCAUUGUUUGGAAAGAAUUUAGAACAAAAUAUCAUUAUACUCCUCUCAAACUCUUAUGAAAAUGUCCCCCAAAAAAUGCUUCAUUUCAUUAAAGCAUCCAAAAUUCCAUGUGCAAAAACGAAAGAUGAUCAACCUGUUUAUUUUAAAUUUGAUAACUGUCAGAGUGAAUGUUAUGAUGAUGAAGACAGAGAGAGUUACAAAUCAUCAUGGGAUCAAGGAAUUGAAAACUUCAAGAAGUUCUUUGAUUAUGUAAAUGGGAUAAACCCGAUAAGUUUAAAUAUGACUGAGGAUGUGCUGAAAACCCGAAAGCAACUUGAUACCAGUGUCAAUAAUUUAAAGGAUCGAAUCAUGCUGGCAGAACUCAGAAAAACAGAACUUAAGCAAACAAAAGCAGCUUUGAUGAAAUGUGAAAAUUAUAGAGAGGAACAGAAUAACUUUCAAUAUGAAGUUGAUGAAGUCUAUAAAAAAGAGGUUUUAAUAAAUGCAUCAUGGUGGCACUUAAGCAAACAAGCAACUCGCUGCCUUGAAUGUAAAGAGAACUGUCACUAUCCAGGAUGCUGGUGGGUCAAAGAUCUCUCAUGGUGUAGUGCAAUGACAAAGGCUGGAAACUGCACAGUCUGCAGUAGAAAGUGUCACCACACUAAACACGUGAAAGAUGAAAAAAUAUAUAAAAUAAUGACACAAAAAGUCAGAAGAACACGUGAGGAUCUGAAAAAGAGAUAUGAAGAAGAAUUUGGAGAAAAACAGAGUUUGAUGUGCAGACUAGAGGAUGAGAUAACACAGAUGGAGGAAGAGAAGCUCAGGCUUGUUGAAGAGAGUUAUCAGUGUUUGAAGAAAUUGAUGGAAAAUGCAUUAAAAUCUACCAGCAUGUCCUGUUUCAUACAUCUGGAUUUCAUGAUUGAGAAAAUUAAAGAAACUGGAAAUCAAGAAAGAGUUCAGAAACUUGAGGAACUUAAAACAAGAGCUCUGGAGGAAAACAAUGAAACCAAUAAUUUUAUAAUCUAAUGAUUUGGAGGAUUAAAAUUUGAUUUCAAUCAUUGAGUUCACAUUGAUUUGAAUCUUUGACAUGACUUUACUAGGUCAAUAUUAAACAUAUUAAGGAUGUAUUUUUAUAGAAUGUUCUUUUCAUUAGCAUGGUUUUAUAUAGAAAACAGUGAAUCACACAAAAAAAAAACAUUUUGUUGGAUUUUCACAUUUAGGGUCACAUAUAUAUUCUGUGUGCAUAUCCAUCAGUUCAAUCUAAUAGUGAUAGGAUCAUGGUGUGUGUUUUUGAGAAUAUUGCUAAUUAUGGUUUUGUUUGUGCUUUUAGAAAAAAUGUGUAUAAAUAAUACAUUUAAAUACUAUUAAAAAUUAUAGUUCUGAGGUUCAGUGUUUUAACUACGGGUAAAUUGGAUAAUAGUGUGUGCAGUGUGCAAUCAGUAUAAACAAAAUGUUGG